Daphnia carinata is the source of this 1856-nucleotide messenger RNA. Its product is annotated as adipocyte plasma membrane-associated protein Hemomucin-like. Gene Ontology annotation, molecular function: strictosidine synthase activity. The transcript is spliced from 6 exons. Lineage: Eukaryota; Metazoa; Arthropoda; Branchiopoda; Diplostraca; Daphniidae. Gene Ontology annotation, biological process: biosynthetic process. The coding region runs from base 157 to 1428 and encodes 423 amino acids. The record is from RefSeq and is a predicted model, not a curated record.
UUAGACAACUCUGGGACUUGAGGUAAGGGACCUGUUGAUCGAACUUCCGAACCGAAUCGAAGUGUGUUCAUCCUUAUCAUAGUACCGGGGAGAUUCCCGCGUGGAUGGAUAAAGAAAGUCGAUAGAGUUCAGGAAGCCCAAUUAUUAAGAUUGAAGAUGGGUUUAGCCAAACAUCUUCUGAGAGUCUUUGUUGACACUACCGUUAUUUUGGGUGUCAUCCUCUUCAUUCCAGGUUUCCCACCUUACAGUAGCUUGGAGCCUUUCAUAGCUCCUCCGCCUUUACCAUUUGAAGGGGCACUUGAUCCAAAAGACUAUGCCCUUGCUAAAGCAGAGAAAUUGUUUGAAGGGGAAAUCGUAGGACCUGAAUGUUUUGAAGUAUCCCCAGUUGAACCUGACGUCUUUUAUACCACUCUUCAAGGAGGUGCUAUUGUUAAAAUAUCUGAAAAUGGUAAGAAAAUGAAAGCUGUUGCGAAGUUUGGAGAAAAAUGUGAAGGAAAUUGGGAUGGGAAAAACUGUGGACGACCUUUGGGAAUUCAUUUUAAUUCCAAAGGGCAGCUGAUUGCAGCAGAUUCAUAUUUAGGAAUUUAUCAAAUUGACUUUGAAUCAGGACAAGUUUUGAACCUUGUAAACAAAGAUACAGAAGUGGAUGGAAAACUUGCAAAAACUUUCAACAGUGUAGCUCCUGCCAGAAAUGGCAAGAUUUAUUACACGGUUUCUAGUACAAACUAUCAUUUGGACGAAUCUGUGGGGGAAAUGCUUGGAGCCCCAUCUGGACGUCUUAUAGUUUUUGAUCCUGAAACGAAUGAAAAUAAAGUCCUCUUAGAGAACCUUCACUUCCCGAACGGCAUAGUGUUAUCACCGGACGAAGACUACCUGAUCUUUGCAGAAUGUCUUCGAUAUAGACUCCACAAGUACUACAUUCGGGGUCCUAAAGCAGGCACUUCUGAGGUAUUUUUGGAUGGUAUACCCGGUUCGCCGGACAAUCUGAAUCUCAGUCCAGAUGGAAACAUUUUUGUCGCCUUAGUUACGGUACGGUUACCUGGUGAAUUUAACCCACUGGAAUUCAUGUACAGUCAGCCAUUGUUGAGAAAGCUUGCAGUACGGCUUCUGCAUGUUUUGAAAUUUCCGUUUGAUUUUGCCGCGAAAUAUGUGGAUCUGCCCAUUCUCCGUAAAAUUGCUUCUCACAUUAUGAAUUUUGAAACCCUUUUGCCAGUCCUGCCGCCUUACUCAGUGAUCCUCGAAGUGGAUUGGAAUGGGAAAAUAAUCAAUUCUUGGCAUUCAAAUUUGUCUGACGUACGUUUUUUCAGCGACGCAAAGAUCAUUAAUGGUUAUAUGUACUUAGGAUCGCCUUACAAUGACUAUAUCGGCCGAAUUAAAAUGCCAGAUUCUAUUCACUUUGUUAAGCAACCCGUCUUCUCACUCGGCUAAAACGGAUUGUCUACUGCACUCACCCAGGUCUCAACAGUAGUAAUUGAUAGAUUUGCAUUUCAUCUUCUUUGCCAGUUAAGGAGCUUAAAAACAAUAAUGAGGGCUUUAAACGGGAAAAAAGAAACAAAACGUGUGGUGUGAUGUCUCGCCGUUCCUCGGUAAUCGUCCCAGUGUAUCAUAAUAAUUUGAUAAUGUUACAACGAGAUUACAGAGAUGUUUACAGGUAGAGAAAACUAUAUUCAAUAAUCAUUUAAUUUGAAAUUGGUGAAAUUCUUCCGAAAUGUCGAUCCCUCCGACGUAGUGAACACGAGCGUGAAACAAUUAAACACUAAACAAUCGUCAUGGUAAAUCUAUCCUAAGGUGACUACUCUCUCUUUCUUAAAACCUGUCUAUCAAAUUAUCAUUAAAUAAAAUGGAUGUUGGUUGAA